GCGAGUACGACCGCGAGGGCUACAUCCCCCCUACCCUCCCUACCACCCCGGCGCCUAGUACGUUCUGCGCUGAGGGCUGGGAGAGGCACCAAGGAAAGUGCUAUAAGGUCUUCACAGAACCGCGGACGUGGGGCAUGGCGGAAGGAACGUGCAACUCGUACGGCGCUUACCUGACGAGUAUUGGGAGUGCGGAGGAACAAGGCUAUUUGCAGAGCCUCCCUGGCAUCACUAGCAUCAGCGGCGACUUUCUCUCCAUCUGGGUUGGUCUCCAUCUCGCCUGGGAUUCACAGGCUAUUACUGGACAGAUGGGUCAGCAAUGGACUACGUCGAUUGGGAAGUUGGUCAGCCGGACAGCCAUCUGGGGAGAGAAGGAUGCGUUCUGGUCGAUAAAGUGACGUUCAAAAUGUCGGAUUCCGUGUGCGAUACGUUCCAGCCGUUCAUCUGCGAGGCGUCGGAAGGCAGCAUGCUGACGACCCAAGCUCCGCCCACCGAGACCCCGGAUGUGCCCUGUGACGACGACAACGCGUGGCUGCUGUUCAACGACUACUGCUACAAGUUCAUCUCCGAGGCCGACGAAGCGCCUCAGACGUGGUGGACGUCGCACAGGCUGUGUCGGGAGGAGGGAGGGGAGUUGGCGUCGAUCCACACCUACGAGGAGAACUACUGGAUCGUGUCGAAGAUCUACAACAAGACUGACCAGACGAUGUGGAUCGGCGGGCGGUCCAAGCUCGACAGCAGCUACGAAUGGCUGGAUGGCUCCGUCUUCGACUUCAUCAAUUGGGCCGAGGGCGAACCGAACGACUUCUUGGACCAAGAAGACUGCAUCGGCAUGUACACACGCGCAUCCGGGUACUGGAACGACCAGAACUGCGCCCACACCGAGGGUCGUAUCUGCAAACGACCCCAUCACUCCACGCUUCCUCCUGCGCAGACGACUGUCGCUCCCGAUGGGCACUGCCAGUCGGGGUGGCUGCAUGUCGGAUCGAAAUGCUUCAAGUAUUUCACGCAGAGAUUGACCUUCGAUGACGCGCGAACGGCUUGCCAAGCGCUGGGAGCAGGCGUGGAUAUGAUCAGUGUUCAUUCGUCCAGUGAACAGGCGCACCUCACAACCGCCAUGGGUCAGAUGCAGGUCAACACGUGGCUGGGGAUGAGGAACGAGCGAGGCUUCCACUGGGUCGACCAAACUGCCGUCACGUACACCAACUGGGCGCCGGGAGAACCGAAUGGGCACUACUAUGGGUCUUGGGGCCCGGGAGAAGACUGCGUAGAGAUGCUGACACACAACCGCGCCGGACAAUGGAACGACGCCAACUGCCUCGUCCGCCACGCGUACAUUUGCCAGAGGAAUAUGGUCGCUUAA
This is a messenger RNA of Penaeus chinensis, 1360 nucleotides long. Its product is annotated as macrophage mannose receptor 1-like. The coding region runs from base 317 to 1360 and encodes 347 amino acids. Gene Ontology annotation, molecular function: signaling receptor activity. The transcript has 11 exons. Lineage: Eukaryota; Metazoa; Arthropoda; Malacostraca; Decapoda; Penaeidae. The record is from RefSeq and is a predicted model, not a curated record.